GGCUCCUUUAUAAGGCGCGCGGGCGUGCAGUGGUGGUGUUGCCGGCGGCGCUGGGAACUUUGCAUUGCCUUUGGUGGUGAGACUUGCAGCAGCAGCAGCAGCAAUAAGCGCGCUCCAGCCAUGGACCUGCCUCCUGGAAUCUUUAUUUUCAUGACCGAAAACAGCACCGAUGAACCAGGCUCUGGUGAUGAUGGAGACUACCAAGAGGUGUGUUUGCAACAGGAAAAUGCCGAUUUCAACCGUAUCUUCUUGCCCACCAUCUUCUCCAUCAUCUUCCUGACGGGAAUCAUUGGCAAUGGCUUGGUUAUUGUGGUCAUGGGCUAUCAAAAGAAGCUGAGGAGCAUGACCGACAAAUAUAGGCUACACCUCUCGGUGGCCGACCUCCUCUUUGUCAUCACGUUGCCCUUCUGGUCUGUGGAUGCCGUCAUCAGCUGGUACUUUGGGAAUUUCCUAUGCAAAGCGGUCCACUUCAUUUACACGGUCAACCUGUACAGCAGUGUCCUCAUUCUGGCCUUCAUUAGCUUAGACCGGUACCUGGCUAUCGUCCAUGCCACCAACAGCCAGAGACCCAGGAAGCUGCUGGCUGAAAGGAUUGUCUAUGUUGGGGUUUGGCUGCCUGCCCUGCUCUUGACCGUGCCUGAUAUCAUCUUCGCCAGCACUAGCGAGGUUGGCGGGAAAUACGUCUGCCAGCGGUUUUACCCUCAUGAAACUUGGUUGAUUUCCUUUAGGUUCCAGCAUAUCCUGGUCGGCCUUGUUUUGCCUGGCCUCAUAAUCCUGACUUGCUACUGCAUUAUUAUUUCCAAGCUGUCCCACUCCAAAGGCCAUCAGAAGCGCAAAGCCUUGAAGACCACUGUUAUCCUGAUCGUUGCCUUCUUUGCCUGCUGGCUGCCCUACCACAUUGGCAUCAGCAUAGACACCUUUGUCCUCCUUGGAUUCAUCGAGAACGGCUGCACCUUUGAGGCGAUCCUGCAAAAAUGGAUCUCCAUUACUGAAGCCCUGGCAUUUUUCCACUGUUGCCUGAACCCCAUACUUUACGCUUUUCUGGGUGCCAAAUUCAAGACAUCUGCCCAAAAUGCUUUGACCUCUGUCAGCAGAGGCUCAAGUUUGAAGAUCCUUUCCAAAGGCAAACGAGGGGGGCAUUCAUCUGUUUCGACAGAGUCGGAGUCUUCCAGUUUCCAUUCCAGCUAACAACGUCUUGGGUUUCUUUUUCUCUGAAUUUGUAAAGAAUGAGACUCAUGUAUAUAUAUAAUAUGCAUACAUACACACAUUCCACCAGAUUUUGGAGGGUGAUGUCCUCCAAGAUCAUGUAUAAGUUUAUUCCCAGUUGGAAUAUUAUAUUUGUUUAGUUUUCUCUGGACUUAUUUAUAAAACAAAAGCCUGUACAUAUUGAUCUAAGAAUGUCUAGGCAGGACCUGAGAACAAGUGACCCUUUGACCAAGUUUUACUACUUGUUUAUCUAGUUUUACAAACUAAAUACACGAGCAUAGUGUAUUGACCUGUGUGAGUUGUUUGUAUAUAAAAGAAGUAUACCUGUUGAAAGAAUGUAUAAUCUUCUGUAUUCAGGACUUUCCCAGAUAGUAUAAGCCCAGAUAGCAUAAGCCUCAUUUUCAUCGAGAGGCCUUAUGGUUGCCUUCAAAGAGCCAUUGUAAUUGUGGAUAGAGAAUCCAAUUACAACCAAUGGCACUUACAACCAAAGUUUGUCUGUCAGUUGCUUCUUUGUGGGAUGUAGCAAAUGGGUUUGCAAAUUGCUGCCACUGUAAAGAUGUAAAUAAAAAUUUGUGGAAAAGAAAA
Molecule: messenger RNA, 1791 nt
Organism: Anolis carolinensis (green anole)
Lineage: Eukaryota; Metazoa; Chordata; Lepidosauria; Squamata; Anolidae
Gene: cxcr4
Product: C-X-C motif chemokine receptor 4
Exons: 2
Coding region: 121-1188 (355 amino acids)
Biological process (GO): brain development; G protein-coupled receptor signaling pathway; cell chemotaxis
Cellular component (GO): external side of plasma membrane; membrane
Molecular function (GO): C-C chemokine binding; C-C chemokine receptor activity
Source: RefSeq, a predicted model, not a curated record